CGCGCGCUCACGCCUGCAGAACGCCCGCCGUCCGCCCGUACUCACGGCUCGCGCGAGCGGAGAACUCAAAACACUCCAACCGUCGACACUGAAAAGAACUAAAAAAGAACCGAGAAGCCAGCACGGCUCAACGGACGAAUAUUUAGCACCGAGCCUUCAGCUUUUCUCUCUCUGCAGUGGGAUAAAAGAAGCAGAGUUUAACAACAGUUUUCGGGAUAAAUAUGUUAGAGUUUCCGCGGGGAAAGAUACUGUUUCACGGAGCGUUGUAUCAUUUUUUCUCAAGAAGUUUGUAAAACAAGUUCGGGCGAAGGAUUAGAUGCUGUUUGUGGAUCGUUUCAGAGUUCAGAGGACGCUAUUUUGAUCUGGUGCGCGAGCGGUUGAGAGGAGAUAUCUCAAGAAGAUUACAAAAUAUGGAUUUAUCGCUUACCUGAACCAUUUAUCUUUGAAAAAUCGUCCGACAUUCUGUAUAGCAGCUGGUUUGCAGACAUUCUCGGCGUUUUUGUAAAGGAAAUAUUGUUCAUAGUCCUGAGAGACACAUUUUUGCUGUAUGACAGGACGCGUUUGCACACAGAGCCUUGAGAGAUGAAGAAGAGGAAGCUCAACUGAUUCUCUGAGGGGAAAACGCAUCUAAAUUUUAUUUUAGGUGCUUGCUGUACGUAAAAGCGAAAUUCCUUUAAUUUAGCGUCAUAAUAAGAUACAUUUGUCACACAGACUCAAAGGAGUUAUAAGAUCUCUGCCGCUCAAAACAUAUAGAUAGCCCAUAAGUGGGUUAUACAGAGCUGGUAGAGGCAGUUCAUCCGAAACCUGCUGGAUUUAAGCUGGAAGAAAAAAAAAAAAGUUUUUAGGUUUAUAUUGUAGGGGGGAAAUAUUUCCUCAAAAUCGACCUUUGGUAGUUUAAUGUCAUUUGGACUGCAGAGAAGAACUGUCAUUAAACUCCACUGACAAUUAACAUCCUCAUCGUGACACGUCUGUCAUUUACGAGCGACAGCCUGCCUGAUUUCCCGUUUGUUUACCAUUAUUCGGCUUCAUCUCUGUCGAUAUGGAGGAGUGGAGGCAGUGCGGGCGCUGGUUGAUAGACUGCAAGGUGUUGCCCCCGAACCACCGGGUUGUUUGGCCCUCAGCGAUGGUGUUCGACCUGGCCCAGGCGCUCAGAGAUGGUGUGCUCCUAUGCCAGAUGCUGCACAACCUGUCCCCUGGAUCCGUGGACCUAAAGCAGAUCAACUUCAGGCCUCAGAUGUCACAGUUUCUGUGCCUGAAGAACAUCCGAACAUUCCUGAAAGUGUGCCACGAUAAGUUUGGCUUGAGGAACAGUGAGCUGUUUGAUCCCUUUGACCUGUUUGACGUCAGGGACUUUGGGAAGGUGAUCUCGGCGUUGUCCAGAAUCUCCCACAACAGCAUUGCACAGAUCAAAGGCAUCAGGCCCUUUCCAUCAGAGGACACAGCACUGAAUGAAGAUGAUGUGUAUAGGAGUUUGGAGGAGUUGGCAGAUGAGCAUGACGUGGGAGAGGAUGACAUAUAUGACUGUGUUCCCUGCGAUGACGAUGGGGACGACAUCUACGAGGACAUCAUCAAGGUGGAGGUUAGACAGCCCAUGAAAAUGGGCAUGACGGAAGAUGACAAGAGAAACUGCUGCUUGGUGGAGAUUCAAGAGACAGAAGCAAAGUACUAUAAGACACUGGAGGACAUUGAGAAGAAUUAUAUGAUCCCCCUGAAGCAAGUGUUAACACCACAGGAGAUGGAGACCAUAUUUUUGAAUUUAGAGGACAUCAUCAAGGUCCACCUUGCACUGCUGAGGGCCAUUGACUUGACCAUGGUGACCGGGGGAAAUGGCCUGGGAAAGAUCUUUCUGGACUUCAAGGAGAGACUGCUGAUUUAUGGCCAGUACUGUAGCCAUAUGGAGAAUGCUCAGAAGACACUGGAUGAACUGAUCGCCACACGGGAAGAUGUCAAGUGUAAAGUGGAGGAGUGUACUAUGAAGGUCCAGGAGGGCAAGUUCAAACUGCAGGAUCUCCUGGUGGUCCCCAUGCAGAGGGUCCUCAAAUACCACCUUCUGCUCAAGGAGUUAGUGAGUCACUCAAUGGAUCGGCCAGAGAGACAGCAGCUUAAGGAGGCACUAGAGGCCAUGCAGGACCUGGCCAUGUACAUCAACGAAGUGAAAAGAGACAACGAAACCCUAAAGAAAAUAAGUGAAUUUCAGAACUCAAUAGAAAAUCUGCAGGUGAAGCUGGAAGAGUAUGGAAGGCCAAAGAUAGAUGGAGAGCUGAAAGUGUGUUCUAUAGUUAACCGAACCAAACAAGACAGAUACAUCUUCCUGUUUGAUAAAGUGGUAAUUGUAUGCAAGAGGAAAGGCUAUAAUUAUGAGUUGAAGGAGAUCAUUGAACUUCACUUCUACAAGAUGUCUGAUGACCCCAUGAAUAACCGUGACAUGAAGAAGUCGAGUGGAAAAAUGUGGUCGUAUGGCUUCUACCUGAUCCAUUUGCAGGGAAAACAGGGCUUCCAGUUCUUCUGCAAAACAGAAGACACCAAGCGCAAAUGGAUGGAGCAGUUUGACAUGGCCAUGUCAAACAUCAAACCCGAAAGAGCCACUGCCAACCAGCACAACUUCCAGAUGCACACAUUUGAAAAGAACACCAACUGCAGAGUCUGCAAAAUGCUGCUAAGGGGUGUUUUCUACCAGGGUUACUACUGUUCACGCUGUGGGACGGGUGCCCAUAAGGAAUGUCUGGAGGUUAUCACCAUCUGCAAAAUAAGUCCCCAUGAUUUGGAGCCUGGACUUCCACAAUCAGGUCCAAAAAUGGUGGCCAUAAGAAAUUACCAUGGUACCCCUGCCCCGCCAUGCAAGAUGCCACUCUGUUUCCAGACAGGAGAAGUCAUCGAACUUCUAAAGGGUGAUCCAGACACAUCGUGGUGGGAGGGCAAGCUCAUUCAAACCCUAAAGACUGGCUUCUUCCCAAGUUCCAGUGUGAAACCAUGCCUUGACCCUAAGCCUUUCCAGUCAUUUUCCAGCCGUCAGUCCUCCAGAGAGACGGAUUACUACGUUUAUCCCUGGUUUGCAGGAAACAUGGAGCGGCAACAAGCCGACAACCUGCUCAAGUCUCACAGUAGCGGCACCUACCUGAUUCGAGAGAGGACGGCAGAGGCAGAGAGGUUUGCCAUCAGUAUCAAGUUUAAUGAUGAAGUGAAGCACAUUAAAGUUAUCGAGAAGGACAACUGGAUUCACAUCACAGAGGCAAAGAAGUUUGAAAGCCUCCUGGAGCUUGUGGAGUAUUAUCAGUCUCACUCACUGAAAGAGAGCUUUAAACUGUUGGACACAACAUUACGGUACCCUUACAAGUCCCGAGAGCGUUCAAGCUCUCGCACCAAUACUCGCUCACCAGCAGCCUCCUGUGCUUCCUACAACUUCUCCUUCCUAAGUCCUCAGGGUCUCAACUUCUCUCAAAGCUCUGCUCCCUUCUGGUCAGUGUUCACACCCAGGGUGGUCAGCACAGCUGUGGCAAGAUACAACUUUGCAGCUCGAGACAUGAGAGAGUUGUCUCUGCGAGAGGGGGACAUCGUCAAGAUCUACAGUAAGAUCGGCGGAGACCAAGGCUGGUGGAAAGGAGAGGCCAACGGCAGAAUUGGAUGGUUUCCCUCCACGUACGUCGAUGAGGAGGGGGUACAGUGAAGAUCUGGGGUUACACAGAUCAUCCAAUUAGAUUCCAUUCUGAUCCACAGGACUCUGAGAGGACUCUUUGGUUUCCAUGGAAACACCUCAUGGAACAAUCUUUUGCUGGAAACUUAUUUCACAAUGAAUAUUUGUACUUCUGUCUCCUUUCGUCAUGUACGAAUAUGCUUUCUUUCCUUUCUCGGAAUGUCUGUGAUCUCUGUGAAGAAACCUGCGCGUUCGUUCGAGUCUGUUCAUUCUCAGUGUCAGAGGGGCUUAUGGAGAGAAACUGCGAAUGAAGCAGAACUUUGCCUUGAACUGGCCAAAGGACAAGCAUGGCUUUAAGUUGUACAGUAAUACCUGUAAAGUGUGUUAUUGGCCACUGGGGUAUAAUGGGGGUGGGGACACACACACACACACACACAUAUAUAUAUAUAUAUAUAUAUAUAUAUAUAUAUAUAUAUAUAUAUAUAUAUAUAAUUUAUUAAGAGAAAAUCUAUGAAUAAAAUGCAGUGUUGAACAUUUGUUCAACAGCAGCAGUGCAAAGAUUAUAUUUGAAAAGAAAAGAUGCACUUUGCAAUUCUUUUCAGAGAGAAUUUGCCUUAGUAAAUGGUAAUGCCUUUAGAGGUAGAGGUAAAGAGAUGGAACUCAGACUUGCACAUACUCACACACUCAUGCAUCCACCCUGUCCAGAAAUACGAUGCCUUUUAAAAUGUGUUCUUCACUCCCAACAGUGUCUGGUUUGUGUAUAGCUGCAGCAUUAAUGCCCCAUUCUAUAGCAGUGCAUGUUCACUGUCUUGUACACCCAUUAAACUGGUCUCAACCAGAGCUGGGUGGUGGAUAACCAUAAAAGAGACUGAACCUCUUUUGGACUGGAGUGAGCAGAUGACCAGAUCUGCUUACCAUCUCACUGUAACGAAGGGCAGCCAAGUGAAAGCGUCCAAUUGAUGCGGCAAUCUUUGCAAAGCCGAUUGUCGUAGCAGGAAUUGCUUUGGACUGCGAAAGAUACAGCCACCUUCACCUUCAUCAAAAGGAUGCAGAAGGGCAAUAGAGUAUCAGGAAGAUAUUCCGUGAAUGCUAUUUUUGGUGAUAAGCAUUUUUACGUCUACUUUCUCAGUGGUCCAAAGUUGGAUGGAAAAGGGAAACAAAAUUUCAAACUGAAUGCUGUUCUGUGCACUGAUGUUCAUGAAUACCCAGAGGUUUUUGUGAGUUUUUUCUUUUUUUUUUUUUUUGUCAUCUUCUACAAGCACAUACGUUUUUACCAUGCCAGACACAACUUUUCUCAUCUGCAGCCUGCCACAUUACAGUAUCUUGCCUUACUGAUUGGUGGACACUUGGUGCUACAUAUAUUAAAUUCCCUGAAUUAGGGCAGGAUUCUCUUUGCUGUUGUUGAAGACUCACUGCUGAUGAACCUCAGCCAUCAAGUGCACUUUAUCUGUCCAGACACCUUUUUAAACAGGACAUCACACUGCAGACCUGGACAUUAAAUUAUUUUAGCAAUUUUCAAUGUCCUUAUUUUUACCUUUGGAAGCAAAAUAGUACCAAAAUGAAAUCCUUGACACUAUGAGCAGUGGUCCCUUAAAGUCUUAUAUUGAACAUUACCUGUAAACUCCAUAAUGCGUGGAUGUGUCCCUCAUACAGUCCUUUGAGAAACACCUUUUGCUUUUUCCAGCCAACAAAAAUUGGCAGUAUGAAGCCGUAAUCAGAGGUAGAGAGUGUUGGACUCAUAUAAAAGAUAAGGUUCCAGUCUCGAGUACCGCUGUACACAGUGAUGGAGUGCUGCUGUUCAGGUCAAUGUAGCAUUUGCUGAGGGGCUUAAUUUGUGUAGUGGAUGAAAACCCAUUGCAUGUCAUCAUAGAUAUUACAACUCCUGUCCGUGGAUCCUGUAAUAGAUUUAAAACAAAAACACAAAAUUGUGUAGAUUUUUUGAAUGGUCAGUUAUUUGCAAACUGAGGUCUAUCAUGAAAAUAAAUAUUUCUUUUUUGUG
Myxocyprinus asiaticus (Chinese sucker) is the source of this 5630-nucleotide messenger RNA. RefSeq names its product guanine nucleotide exchange factor VAV2-like. The record is from RefSeq and is a predicted model, not a curated record. Gene Ontology annotation, cellular component: cytoplasm. Gene Ontology annotation, biological process: cell migration; regulation of GTPase activity; intracellular signal transduction. NCBI's taxonomy places the organism in Eukaryota, Metazoa, Chordata, Actinopteri, Cypriniformes, Catostomidae. The transcript has 29 exons. The coding region runs from base 1040 to 3664 and encodes 874 amino acids. Gene Ontology annotation, molecular function: guanyl-nucleotide exchange factor activity; protein binding.